UUUACGUCAUCGAAAAAUCUGUUGGAUGAUGAAAUAGCAAGCGGCAAACCAAUUUUUAUUUCGGUUUGAUCAAAAAACUCUGAAGUUAUUAUUUCUUUGUUGAAAGUGAAGAAACGUGUACCUCUAUCUAGCUAUAAUGCGAAGGUUGAGCUUUGUUCUGAUUUUUUAUUAUUUAAGAUCUGUUUACGUUUCAAAUCCAGAAAACUCAGAAACAUUUUAUUACUUUUUACAAAGGGCUGCCGAAGAGAAAGCCAUUGAAUCACUAGUCGAAAUCGAAUCUAGCGAAGCCUUGCCCAUAGUGCUCUAUGAUGUAGAGCUCAUGCCACAACCUCAGCCACCAGAAAGAGUAGACAGUGUUGUCAUAGAGAAUGGACGAUUAGUGGGUGGAACGCAAUUUGGGAGCAUUUAUGCAGGACAGCAGAGUUUCUAUUGCCCGGUCAUGAACUCCUUACAAAACUGUUUAAUUCGAACAGAUUUCCAAACAGGGGAACCACUACAGUGUGCUCAACAAGCAUUGCCUACUUUGAAUGAACGCAGCGAUCGGAAAAACAGUUCUAGAUGUGGUUUAAAUAAGGUUGGCACUCUCUACCAUUUUACAUAUGAACUUUGCAAUAGUUUUGAUUUGAAUGAAUAUCCUUUGCAACCAAUGCAACCAUUAUCAGUUUAUACAUUGUGCUUUGAUUUGAAUGAGGACAAAGUACUGUUCACAAGUCAUCGUAUUUUAUUUGCACCCUUGAUAAGCUCAAAAGCAUUGAAACAAGAGAACAAGGUGGUUUUCCCAAUAACAAGUAUCGACAAAUUCAUUCCAUAUAAUUAUGAUGAGCUGAAAGCUGCUUUAAUAGAGGAAUCAAAUUCCCAAAUUCUUGUGAAAAAAUCUGCUUAUAGAACACAAAAACUAGUUCCAUCAGAAGACAUGGUAUUUGCAUUAUGGAGGCAACCCACAUUUCAAUUUUUGAACUUGGAAUUACAACAUGUGGAUUUAUUUGAGCUUUGGAAUGAGGUUAAUGGUAUUAUUAGAAGUUAUGCUGAUACAAUGUUCACUAAUAACAGGAGUUGGACUUAUGUGAUGGCCUCUGUGUUUGAUUUGCCUUCCAAGCUAAUAGAUCUCAAUGGUCAAAAGCCAAAUAUUUGGGCUAAAAUAAUCCUUUCCAUGAAAUCUAACCAAAAUAAGAAACCUAUGCGUGCUGCAGUCAUUCUAAUGGAAAAUUUCAUCCAUACUACAAAUACUAUAUCUUUGAAGAGAGAACUUGAAAUUAGUGAAUAUUGCAAAGAAGAUUCGUGCGAUGAUAAUUUGCUUAAGACAUUUCAAAAUUUUGAAGGUCAUUUACAUUGUUGUUCUUUAACCGAAAAAAUGAAGGAGAUGUUUGAUUUGCAGGAAUUUCAUAUUGACAACAAAUCAAUGUUAUAUAUUCCUGGUUUGAAUAAAAUUUUUGAACCAAUGGAUGUUGUUGAAAUUAUUGAUUGA
Messenger RNA from Planococcus citri (citrus mealybug), 1465 nucleotides. RefSeq lists its product as uncharacterized. NCBI's taxonomy places the organism in Eukaryota, Metazoa, Arthropoda, Insecta, Hemiptera, Pseudococcidae. Bases 137 to 1465 code for a protein of 442 amino acids. The transcript is spliced from 6 exons. The record is from RefSeq and is a predicted model, not a curated record.